Lathyrus oleraceus (garden pea) is the source of this 2215-nucleotide messenger RNA. Its product is annotated as probable serine/threonine-protein kinase At1g54610. Gene Ontology annotation, cellular component: nucleus; cyclin-dependent protein kinase holoenzyme complex. Gene Ontology annotation, biological process: positive regulation of transcription elongation by RNA polymerase II; protein phosphorylation. Gene Ontology annotation, molecular function: RNA polymerase II CTD heptapeptide repeat kinase activity; ATP binding. The coding region runs from base 275 to 1963 and encodes 562 amino acids. Lineage: Eukaryota; Viridiplantae; Streptophyta; Magnoliopsida; Fabales; Fabaceae. The record is from RefSeq and is a predicted model, not a curated record. The transcript has 9 exons.
UUAAAUGUCUUGGCUACACAAACAUUUGAUUUCGGUGGCUCCAAAGUAGGACUAUUACUGUUUUUUUCAACUUUGAUCUUCCUUCACAAACACACAUAUCCCCAUUCUAGAAUGCAACUCCAAAAGUAAAGCAAAAACAAGAACAAAAAGGAACUUCACAAGUUUGUUGGGUGUCUGCAAAAUCAUUGCUUUAUUACUUUUGUCUGGGUGCUGGUGGUGUUUGCAUGAGGGAAAAUGUGGUUGAUGCAAGUUGAGUAAAUGAGUGUUGUGAGAAAUGGGGUGUGUGUUUGGGAAAGAGGCUUCAUGGAGGAGGAAAGAGGAAGUGGAAAUUGCUAAGGUAGAGGAGGCUAAGUGUGAGGUUCAAAUUCAAAAUGGUGAGAGUGAGAAAGAGGGUGGAGGGGAGGAGGAGGAGGAGGAGGAGGAGAAGAGGAGGAGACAAAGGGAAAGGAGGGAGAGGAGGCGAUCUUUGAAGCCGAAUCCGAGAUCGAGCAAUCCACCUAACUAUAUACAUGGUGAGCAAGUGGCUGCAGGGUGGCCUUCUUGGCUCUCCAAGGUUGCUGGAGAAGCCAUACAUGGAUUGAUGCCUCGAAGGGCCGACAGUUUUCACAAGAUUGAUAAGAUUGGACAAGGUACAUAUAGCAAUGUUUACAAAGCUAAGGAUACUUUAACUGGGAAAAUUGUUGCACUAAAGAAGGUCCGUUUCGACAAUUUAGAGCCAGAGAGUGUGAAAUUCAUGGCCAGAGAAAUUCUGAUUCUGCGUCGUCUGGAUCAUCCCAAUGUUGUCAAACUAGAAGGUUUGGUGACUUCUAGGAUGUCAUGUAGUUUGUAUCUUGUCUUCCAAUACAUGGAGCAUGAUUUGGCUGGACUUUCUACGAGCCCGGAUAUUAAGUUUACGGUGUCUCAGAUUAAAUGCUACAUGCAUCAGCUAUUGUCUGGACUGGAACACUGUCACAACCGUAAUGUACUGCAUCGUGAUAUAAAGGGAUCGAACCUUCUCGUUGAUAAUGAAGGAGUUCUUAGGAUUGCUGAUUUUGGAUUAGCUUCCUUCUUUGAUCCUAAUCACAAGCAACCUAUGACUAGUAGGGUGGUUACUUUAUGGUAUCGAUCUCCCGAGCUUCUUCUAGGAGCCACCGAUUAUGAUGUAGGCGUGGACCUGUGGAGUGCUGGCUGUAUCCUUGCUGAAUUGUUGGCUGGAAGGCCUAUUAUGCCUGGUCGAACCGAGGUGGAACAGCUGCAUAAGAUAUUUAAGCUAUGUGGUUCUCCUUCUGAAGAAUAUUGGAGAAGGGCAAAGCUACCACAUGCUACCAUUUUUAAGCCUCGACAAUCAUAUAAGCGGUGCAUAGUAGAGAAAUUCGAAGAUUUCCCGCUAUCAUCAUUGCCACUAAUUGAAACCCUUCUAGCAAUCGAUCCAGCUGAACGUCAAACUGCCACUGCUGCAUUGCACAGCGAAUUCUUUACAACACAGCCUUAUGCUUGUGAACCCUCUAACCUUCCAAAAUAUCCUCCCAGUAAGGAGAUGGACACAAAGCUAAGGGAUGAGGAAGCUAGAAGAUUAAGGGCCACUGGCAAAGGUAAUGCUAUUGGCAGUAAGAAGUUGCGUUCGCGUGAUCGAAGUGGGAGGGGAAUCGCAGUUCCAGAGGUCAAUGCUGAGCUGCAAGAAAAUAUUGAUAGAUGGAGACUGAUAACGCGCGCAAAUGCAAAAAGCAAGAGUGACAAGUUUCCUCCGCCUCAUCAAGAUGGAACUUUAGGCUAUCCUAUGAGUUCUUCUUAUCACAUUGAACCAGUUUUUGAUCCUCCUGAUGUUCCAUUCAGUUCCACAGACUUCUCAUAUCAUAAAGCAAGUAUUCAGACCUGGUCGGGCCCAUUGAUGGAACCGAGGAUGAGUGUGCCGAGGAGAAAAAAGAACAAGGCAGGUGACCAGCACAUGAGAUCGAAGUCAUCAAAAAGAAACAUAAAUAGAUAGAAUGUAAAGAUCUGCACUACAAUAUCAAAAAGUAACACAUUGAUUCGUGGUUUUCGUGAUGGAAAUGCUUCGUUCCGAAUAGCAUUUCUGCUAUAAAAAAAUACAAACAAGUAUUCUUGAUGCUUCAAGAAGAUAUUGUACAACUUCUUUCUAGUUAGGAAGGUCAUUAUUGAUGCAGGAGAGAUAGAAAAUAUUGUAUUUCCUGCUCCCAUUUCUUUCUCAAUAUCAAUAUCAAAGGUUCAUUACUCUCUA